Talaromyces stipitatus ATCC 10500 is the source of this 4335-nucleotide messenger RNA. RefSeq names its product UDP-glucose:sterol glycosyltransferase. The record is from RefSeq and is a predicted model, not a curated record. Bases 1 to 4107 code for a protein of 1368 amino acids. Gene Ontology annotation, biological process: carbohydrate metabolic process. The transcript is spliced from 3 exons. Gene Ontology annotation, molecular function: hexosyltransferase activity; UDP-glycosyltransferase activity. NCBI's taxonomy places the organism in Eukaryota, Fungi, Ascomycota, Eurotiomycetes, Eurotiales, Trichocomaceae.
AUGGCAUCCUCCGACAACCCUGAGAAGAAGCGGGUUUCCCACAGGAUCCGCUCGCUAUCCAAAUCUCUCCAUCGUCUAUCAUCGAACAAUGUACCGGACCGUCUCAAGAACAACGAUGAUGAGCAGGAAGACUUCACCGCGCCUCCCAAAAAUCUUAGCGGUCGAGACAUACCUUACAUGCAACAAUCAGUGUUCUCCUUGAUUGCGGCUGCCGGCUCUAGAUCCGAUUUUCAUUCUCGAUUUGAUGAAUCUAGUGAUAGUGACGGCGAUGAUUCGGAAGGGAAGAAGCGAACUGAGCCAUUACACCGGCGGUUUGUGGGGAAAUUAUCACAGAAGACUGGCAAAGAACUUUCAUCGGCGCAGGCUAUACCGGAGGAGGCUGGACAAGACGCACGGCCUUCCAGGAAGCCAUCUACAAGCUCUGUAAACACUCAUCGGAGAACUGGUUCGGGCAACAGGUUAAUACGAUCGAUCCCAGGCUUAGCUCCAAAGCAGAAUGAUAAAGAGAGUAAGUCUGAUCAGUUUGCCAUACCAGUUCAGAGCCAACAGGAUGAAUCCCAUACGCCAGCGCAAGAAACCAAAAAGACGACUCCUCGAACAGCACCGGUGUUAAGUCGGAUGAUAGAAGCCCAGACCCGGUUCGACCCGGAAGCACUAUCGACUGAAGAACAUACUCAGGCAGAAAAGCAGACCGACGAUAAACAAAGUGACGAGCAAAAGUCAAAAGUCCUACUGCCUAUACGAUUGAAGGAGAUAUUUGGCUUCGAGAACCCGGAACCGGUCAUUGGAGAGUAUCCGUGCUGGCUUAUGCAAAACGUCGCACUUCAAGGGUACAUGUAUAUUACCGAAGGACAUAUCUGUUUCUACGCCUAUCUUCCGCAGAAGUCAAAUGUGACUGUUAAAUCUGGUCAAUUGGGUAAACGCGGUCGCAAAAAUCCGAGAUAUAAGCGUUACUGGUUCUCCCUGAAGGGCGAUGUGUUUUCAUACUAUGCAGACCCCUCAAAGUUAUACUUCCCAAGCGGUCAUAUUGAUUUGCGAUAUGGGAUCAGCGCAUCGCUUGCAGACAGGGAGAAGGGUAAAGACACUCGAGAUUUUACUGUGACUACGGAUCAUCGGACCUAUUACUUCAGGGCGGACAGUGCAUCCAGCGCGAACGAGUGGGUGAAAGCUUUACAGAAAGUUAUCUUCCGUUCACAAAAUGAAGGAGGCAGGGUGAAGAUAUCCCUGCCAUUGGAGGAUGUCAUAGAUAUAGAGGAAAGCCCUAUGAUGGACUUGGCUCAGACAUUCAAAAUUCGAGUGGUGGACAUAUACGAGACAUAUGCAAUUGAUGAGCAUUUCUUCUCAUUCUUCAACUUCGGACAAGACGCAUAUGAGGUUCUCAAGGGCUUAAUAAAUGACACGGCAGCACGAAGGAUAGCCCAAGACCCCGCCGCUACGCAGGUGUUGAAUCAGGUGGUUGGUGAAAGCUACCGUCAAAGAGCAGAUUCUUCGGCAUCGGAAACCCAGAAAGCCAAAAUUGAAUCAGGCUCAGCUCAAAAGAGCGAGACUUCUGACCAACACCAGGAAUCUGAUUCAUUCGUUCAGUCCAUGGGCCAUGGGACGGAUUCUUCACUUAGUCUGCAAUCACACUCGGAAACCAUCGUUACUGCUAGUCAAAUCUUGACCCGUGAUGAUGUUUUCAAUUCACCUACGAUUCAUAGUUUUCAUCCUAAUACUUCCCUCGAUGGCGUAUCGUUUGAAAAUCCCGUCAUAAGCCCUUCUACUGAACCAAUCAAGAAAACGGGCCAAGAGACACCUAAAAAACCAGAACAAGAUGCUUCGAUCGAACGCAAAACAUAUGUAACCUCAGCUCCAACAAUUCACGAACUUGUGAAAGCUGGAACCUACCCAUUACAACGAGCAGCUGGGUUUGCAGAAUACCUGAAAAGCAGGUCUCGGCAGAUGAGCAACCUUCUAGCUACUGAGUCUAUGGGAUACAUCGAGAAAGUUUCUGGUAUGUGGAUUGGGGGAGGGAAGCAUUAUGCCGAGGGUGAAGAUCCGGCUUUGGAACAAUUCAUGGAUGGCGAGGAUGCAGAAACAAGUGGUUCUUAUGGUGAUCGUUUUCGUGCACACUUCGCACUCCCGCCGACUGAGAAGCUCCAGGCAACAUAUUAUGGGUAUCUUCAUCGGGUCCUGCCUCUUUAUGGUAAAAUCUAUAUAGGUAGCAGCAAAUUCUGCUUUAGGAGUUUGCUGCCUGGGACCAGGACAAAAAUGAUUCUUCCUAUCAAAGAUAUUGAGAAUGUCGAGAAGGAGAAAGGGUUUCGUUUCGGCUAUCAAGGUCUUGUCCUUAUUAUUCGCGGUCAUGAGGAACUUUUCUUCGAAUUCAACACUGCAGACUCUCGUGAUGAUUGUGCAGUGACUCUACAUCAUAGGCUUGAGUCAGUACGGUUUCUUGCUCAAUCUAGCAUCUUAGCGCAAAAGGACAAGGACGAAGCGGAUGCUGCAAAGGCUGAACAGCAAUUACUGCAGGAAGCCAUGCAGGGACCCCUGAUAGAGGACUCGCAAGAGGUGCAUCCGAUAUUUGACGAUCCCCGCGCCUCAAUUGUGAAUUUCAAGCCGAAAGAGUCAUUACGAAUUACGUGUUUGACUAUUGGCUCUCGAGGUGAUGUUCAACCCUACAUCGGUCUAUGUAAAGGGUUACUUGAAGAGGGUCACCGGCCGAGGAUUGCAACGCAUGCUGAAUUUGAGCCAUGGGUCCGUAAGCAUGGUAUUGAUUUUGCGCCUGUAGAGGGUGACCCGGCGGAACUCAUGAGGAUAUGUGUCGAAAACGGGAUGUUCACUUACUCUUUCUUGAAGGAAGCUUCUUCCAAGUUCCGUGGAUGGAUUGACGAUCUUUUGACUUCGGCGUGGAGUGCAUGCCAAGACAGUGAUGUUUUGAUCGAAUCCCCAAGUGCAAUGGCAGGAAUUCAUAUUGCUGAGGCUCUUCGAAUUCCAUAUUUCCGCGCCUUCACUAUGCCAUGGUCACGUACACGAGCUUAUCCUCAUGCCUUUGCUGUUCCUGAGCACAAAAUGGGCGGUGCUUACAAUUAUAUUACAUACGUGAUGUUUGAUAAUGUGUUUUGGCGGGCGAUAUCCGGCCAGGUAAAUAGAUGGCGAAAGUUGGAAUUGGGGCUUCGAGGAACAACUCUUGAUAAGAUGCAAGCGAAUAAAGUGCCAUUCUUAUACAAUUAUUCACCAUCGGUCGUUCCACCACCACUGGAUUAUCCGGACUGGAUCCGAGUUACGGGUUACUGGUUUUUGAACGAAGCGUCGAACUGGACUCCUCCAACGGAGCUUACCGAUUUUAUUAUAAAGGCUCGUGAAGACGGCAAGAAGAUUGUUUACAUCGGCUUUGGAUCGAUAGUUGUUUCAGACCCUGCUGCUUUGACUCGGACAGUAGUCGAAUCGGUGCAAAAAGCGGACAUUCGUUGCAUCUUGUCCAAGGGCUGGUCAGAUCGUCUGGGCGAUCCAAAGAGUACUCGUUCCGAGGUUCCUCUUCCUGCCGAAAUCCAUCAGAUUCAAUCAGCACCGCAUGAUUGGCUUUUCACACAGAUUGAUGCGGCUGUGCAUCAUGGAGGCGCUGGUACCACUGGAGCUAGUCUUCGUGCUGGUGUUCCGACUAUUGUCAAACCUUUUUUUGGAGACCAAUUCUUCUUUGGAUCACGGAUUGAAGACUUGGGAGUUGGUAUCUGCAUGAAGAAACUCAACGUUGGUGUUUUCUCGAGGGCUUUAUGGGAAGCAACGCAUAGCGAGCGGAUGAUCUUGAAAGCUAAGCUUCUUGGAGAGCAGAUUCGUAUGGAAAAUGGAGUCGCCAACGCCAUUCAAGCAAUCUAUCGAGACCUAGAAUAUGCUAGAACCCUAACCCACCAACGCGCUUCCUUAUCCAUUACACCACAUAGUCCCGCGACAGCAACGGAUGAGAACCAUACGGCUGAAGAAGGCGAAGAACCGGAAGACAUGGAAGAAGAAGAAUCAUGGACCUUUGUGGAUGAGUACGCUGAUCCAGAGCUCCUCAAGAACGAGAAUAAUUCGUCCCGUCAGAAGGAUUCCACUUCUUCUCCGGCGUCUUCACCGACAUUCGCUAAAUAGUGAGCCGUCGAACUCGGACAGUGACGAUUAAUGAUUUUUCUUAAUACUAACUAUUUUAUGAUGUUUAUGGCUACUUAUUUUGUCAUGUCGCUUUUUACUUUCCUAGUUCAUACUGCAUGUACACUGAUAUACCACCUGGAACAUUUCACGAACGAACAUUUAUCUAAUUAGACUGCAUAUUGCCUUGCUGCGGGUUCUUGAUGAUAUGAUAAACCUUUCUGCUACUUC